Molecule: messenger RNA, 2675 nt
Organism: Trachymyrmex septentrionalis
Lineage: Eukaryota; Metazoa; Arthropoda; Insecta; Hymenoptera; Formicidae
Product: T-box protein H15-like
Exons: 6
Coding region: 724-2616 (630 amino acids)
Biological process (GO): positive regulation of DNA-templated transcription; cell fate specification; regulation of transcription by RNA polymerase II
Cellular component (GO): nucleus
Molecular function (GO): DNA-binding transcription factor activity, RNA polymerase II-specific; RNA polymerase II cis-regulatory region sequence-specific DNA binding
Source: RefSeq, a predicted model, not a curated record
CGUUUCGCUCGCUCGGCCUGGCAGUGUAAACGAUACAUCAAGCAGCUCCGUUUUUUCGCGCGUGCGAAAGAGAAGCGAAUUGGUGUCUUUGCGACGGCGUAGCUUUUCCUCGGGUCCCCACGCUGUUAACGGAGUGCUACUCCGGUCAACGUUUGGUCGGCGUCAUUUCCUUCGGAUCACAUUCACUACCGAUCGCCGAUCGCUAAACGCCACGGCUAGCUAUUUGGCGUAGUUCUAGUGUUGUGCUCCGAGUUUUAUCGCUGCUCCAAUAAGAACUCUGAUUAGUUACGACGUUUUACUGUACCGUACACUCCACUGGAACGAACUGCCAUGCAACGAACGCGGCAAUCGUAACCGACCACUCCGUGCCCGAUUCCAUUCGUAGGUUCUUCGUUCUUUCACACAAACACACACACACACACACACAAACACAUACACGUGCACUCUGUCAUCUCCUCGCACGCGAUAUACGCGCGUAUGUCGACAGCGAGGACUCGGAGUUGAUUUGCACGAUUAUAGGAGAGGAUGCUGAUGCCGCUUCAGCGGUACUCGCGUAUCGAGGAUAGAAACACAUACGAUCUUCCGGACAACAAUUAUCAGGAUCGGCAUCGUUCUAACGUACGACGCCCGUAGCGUCACGGCGUCAAGCGGAUCCGCCCUGAGACGCUCUCUGACUAGUUUGUCGGUAGACCCCACGUGGCUCAGGAAGCAGCGCGCGAGGUGAUGUUGCUGGAGUCGCGAGGCCUCGCCGGUAGGAAGAGAAACGGACUGACACUGACCUCGUUCGGCGACGGUGGCGGCGGUGGUGGCGGAGGCGGCGGAGGUGGCGGUGGUGCCGGAGGAGCCGGCAGCGAGGAGGACGACGAGGAAUCUCGACAUCACCUCUAUCUGGGCAGGAAGAUGCAGGGCGAGGGCACCGCCGCCUCCGCGGUAUCUACCGGGUUAUCCGGAUGCGCCGGCGAUGACGGCGACGAGAGCUCGAGCCCGUCGCCGAACAGCAGUCUUCUGAAUAAUCUCAAUAAUAAUUGUAACUCAAAUCGUCAAUGCGCAACCGACUUCAGCAUCGCUGCGAUCAUGGCGCGGGACUCGCGUCAACAGCAGCAGCAGCAGCAGCAGCAGCAGCAGCAGCAGCAGCAGCAGCAGCAGCAACAGCAGCAGCAGCAGCAGCAACAGCAGCAGCAACAACAGCAACAGCCGCAGCAGCAACCGCAACAACCGCACCAUCAUAAACAUUCACAACAGCAGGCCGUCGGAGGCGGAAAGUUGCAUCAACACGAAAGGGAAGCCAGCGGUUCCGGGGUCGCUCGAGGUGCCCCGCCAGUCUUGGAGACGAUCAAUCCGGAGGACGAGCCGGAAACGGACGAUACCGGAAGCACGAGUGGAAACGGCGUUUCGCCGGUGACGAAUCCUCUGCUCCAAGAACGCUCGAAUUGCGAGGAGCUCAGGCAUGUGGUGUGCCACCUCGAAACCAAGGAUCUCUGGGAUAAAUUCAACGAGCUCGGCACGGAGAUGAUCAUCACGAAGACUGGCAGGCGGAUGUUUCCGACGUGUCGUGUCUCAUUCAACGGGUUGAAGGCGGACAGUCGAUACGCGGUCCUGAUGGAUAUUGUACCGGUCGACAAUAAAAGGUAUCGGUACGCAUAUCACAGGAGCUGUUGGUUGGUGGCCGGAAAGGCGGAUCCGCCGGCGCCAGCCCGACUCUACGUCCAUCCGGAUUCACCUUUCACGGGCGAGCAGCUCCGAAAGCAAGUCGUCUCCUUCGAGAAAGUCAAGCUCACUAACAACGACAUGGACAGGCAUGGGCACCUGGUGCUGAACUCCAUGCACAAGUAUCAACCGAGGAUCCACCUGGUGAAGCGACCAGACUCGGGCACGACGAAGCCGAUAGUGGACCUCGAGAAGGAGCCGCACAAGACCUUCAUAUUCCCGGAGGCUAUAUUCACCGCUGUCACCGCCUAUCAGAAUCAGCUCAUCACAAAGCUCAAGAUCGACAGUAAUCCGUUCGCCAAGGGCUUUCGGGAUUCUUCUCGUCUCACGGACUUCGAAAGGGAGACGAUGGAAUCGAUGCUGGCAGAACAGCAAACGUUGAGGUUUCCGCAUCGGCUUCCCUUUGAAAUGGAACAACUCCAGGCAGGCGCUGUGAACAAUCUCAGUCUCGAGGAGAAAGCGUUGUGGGCUGCGCGUUCUCAGAUGCUGCUGAGAGCAGCUGCGGCCGUAGCUGCUACCAAUCCUUACGCCCAGUUGGUCAAUCCCACUUUGGUUUAUCCGGGUGCUUCAGCCGCGGGCACCAGCCAUCAGCAGCAGCAACAUCAACAGCAACAGCAACUAGGUCAUUUAUGGUGGGCCUCUUCGAUUGGAUCUACUAUCUUUGCAGCGGCACAUCAUCAACAGCAGCUGGUCGCGUCCAGUUCCCAGCAGAAUACAACAGGUCCCGCGGCCCCUCGACCACUCUAUCCGUCGCCUCUUGCCUUGGGUCACAACCGAUUCUCGCCCUACCAUACGACUGUCCCCAAGUCCUCAACGCCGGCUGCGCCGUCGCCGUCGCCGUCCAGAAGGGCCACGCCGUCGCCUACAGAUAGUCUCAGCAGGGAGGCUCAAGACCUUUCGCCUUCGUAGUCCCUCAGGGCUUCAUUAGGAAAACAAUGAUCGCGAUUUUCUUUUGGAGAGACUCGAUA